CGGGAUUGAUACGCAUUUCGUUGUUUGCUGAUCUAACCCGGAAACUGCGUCGCAAGAGGGACUAGCAUGCCAGUGAGGUGUUAGCCGGGCGGAGAGGAAAGCAGCCAGAAGCAAUGGGCGGUUCCGUGAGCCAAGUGUUCCGCUCCGGAUCUGCGCUCCUCUCGCAUCGCGACGGCAAGCUGUCCAAGGCCACCGAGGAGACCAUCCAGACGCUGUUUGACAUUCUGCGCGCCAACCCAAAGGUGUCCUUGCAAACGCUCGAGAGCCUCCUCAUCCAAAUACCCAAAAAUGAGAACAUCCUGGCCAUGCACGACGACUAUGGCUACAAUAUCCUGCAGCGCAGCGUUGGCCUCAACCACAUUGAUCUCACCAAGUGGCUGCUGCACCGCCACCGUCCGGACGUGAACCGCUCGCCCUGCUCCCUGCCCCUGCACAUCGCUACCCUGCGGGGCUACGAGGAAUGCGUAGAGCUGCUCCUGCGACAUGGAGGACGCAUCGACGUGGACACAAGGAUGUGCUUUCCCGGAGCCCACACCCGCAACUGCGAGGAAAGCGGCAAGUGGCACAACAAUGUAGACGACGUCAGCGAGCGGCUGAAUACCAAGCUGCAAAAUGCACUCUACUACGCCAUCGACGGGGAUCAGUACAACGUGCUUAGCUUGCUCACCCAAAAGAUGGAAGAGCCGUGGAUACCUUUUCGGGUGAAGAAGCCGCUACUGCACUUGGCCUGUGAGCGCGGUGCCUGGAAUUGCGUCCAGCAGCUGGUUGUAACGCGUUCGGAGGAAAUCAAUCUCAUCAUGGACGAGUAUUACCCGAUUCACCACGCCGUCCUUCAUGACGGCCGCUUCCUCGAGCUGCUCAUCCAUCAGGGAGCCAUCACAACUGUGCGCACAUGCACCCAACAAAUGACCCUUCUGCAUGUGGUUAUUUUUGCUGCUCGAAAAUCGGCAGACGACACGCUUGCUACCCUCCGCAUUCUGUUAGAACGCGGCUGCAAGGAGCUAAUCAACGCCCCCGACUCGCUGGGGAACACACCCUUGCACGCCCUGAUCGUGCGCUAUGCCCUAGAGGAGGCGCGUUAUGGUUACGAUAAGUGGAGCAAGUGGGACGUCCUGCACCUAGUGCGGUUCCUGCUGCAGAGCGGGGCUAAGCAGUCGAUUAACCAGGCGGGUAACAGUGCCAUGGCCUGUGUAUUUCGCCACUUGAGAGACUGGGAGGUCUGCUACGAGCUGCUCAGCAUGCUCAUCAAGGAAAAUGGUGAUCCCAACAUAGUUGGGAGGGAUGGGUCUGUGCCCAUUAUGGUUCUGCUAGUGCCAUUAAUUAAUAAGGAUCACCUGCAUCAUUUCACGCACUCCAUGAAGGUCUGCUAUCUGAACUGCAUCCGCAUGCUGCUGCAGCACGGAGCCAAUCCCAAUUGCUCCUACCGCGCCAACCUCAAGCCGCUGCACGUGCUCGUUUUUACGGUGAGCGAGAACUUUACGCUCAACUGUGAUGCCCAGAAGCGCACAAACUUCGACUUCAUCAAGAACAUCCUUCUGAUGCUGCUUCAGCACGGCCUGGACUGCAACAAGACAUAUCAGCACAUUCUACAGGCGGUGAUGGACAUGGUGCAUAAUGUGCGCACCUGCCACGACAUGGAGUGCGUCUACGAGCUGACCCUGACGCUAAUCCAGUACGGGGCCGAUCCCAAUAUAGUGCUCAGCGGCAAGACGACGCCGGGAACCGCCAUCUUCUCCAACGAGCUUGCCACCUUCCGCAGCUCGUUCCGCACCAACUCGUGCUACCUGCUCUUUUACUAUAUCAUCCUGAUCACCAAGAAGGAGUUUAUCCUGAACGAUCCGCACGCGACGUACACCCGCGUCAUUCACCUCUUCUACCUGACCAUGCAGCAUGAGCCGCUUUUCAAUUGCCUCAAGUCUCUGCACAACUUCUACGUGGCCCAGGUGCCAAGCAAAAAGACAGAGCAGCUAAUAGCCCUGAUCUCGACGCUUUAUCGCCGGCCGCGCAGUCUGAAGCAGCUGUCCCGCUGGGCCAUCUACGAGGCGAUGAACCGCAAGCUGGCCCAGAACAUCAACCGCUUGAACCUGCCCGGCCCGCUCAAGGACUACGUGCUGCAGUUCGAGAGGUAGCGAUUGGUGCGGACCAAUGACCAAUGAAUCCCAACCGCAGCGAACUAGAGUCAAUCACUACUGUUGUCCCUAGACUAUGUACUGUUUAAUAUGCAUAUUUGCCUACCCUAGUAGGUAUGUAGUUACGCAAUAAUUACGAACUAUCAGGCCUGUUCUGGGUUAGCCUAUCAUAACUGAACGAUCAGCUCAUUAGAUCGCUUUAUCACUUUGAUUUGAUAUCAAAAAUGGAGAGAUUUGUAUAGUUUUUGUUAGAACAUCUUAUUACCGCUGUAUUUUUCUUGAUUUAGGUCAAUAGAGAUAUGUUUGAACCGGAACAGGUCCGUAAAAGAUAUGGAAACGCUUAAUCGUACCUAGAUACAACAGAAAACACACACAAGAAGCCAAUUUAAAAAUUGUCAAAUCAAACACGUGCAAUUUCUUUGAUACGAAUCUAUUGAUACUAUUGUGAGGGAGGAACGCUCAUCUAUGUUUUGUAAUUCUAUACGUACAACUUUGUGAACUGUAAUGCGCUUUACACUAUACAAGCACGACCCGCCCCCGCACUCUCCGCCCCUCACUCCCUUUCAAACCUCUCAUGCUGCAUAAGUUAUAGGACAUAAACUUAAGGCUGUUUUUUGACGAACAUUUCGGGUGUUUUAGAAUUUUGUAUAUUCAAGCGCAAUCGGCGGAGCGAGACGUUAUGUAAUUAUUAUUGUAACUAUUAUUAUUGUUGCUAAACCGUUGUUAAUCUCUGUAUCUGUAAUGUCAUUUUCAAUCGAAUUGAUAACGCUAUCGAUCAAUAAAUAAACAUGAACUUUAA
Molecule: messenger RNA, 2928 nt
Organism: Drosophila rhopaloa
Lineage: Eukaryota; Metazoa; Arthropoda; Insecta; Diptera; Drosophilidae
Product: ankyrin-1
Exons: 4
Coding region: 114-2129 (671 amino acids)
Biological process (GO): intracellular signal transduction
Cellular component (GO): cytoplasm
Molecular function (GO): protein binding
Source: RefSeq, a predicted model, not a curated record